Molecule: messenger RNA, 1675 nt
Organism: Solanum stenotomum
Lineage: Eukaryota; Viridiplantae; Streptophyta; Magnoliopsida; Solanales; Solanaceae
Product: glutamate--glyoxylate aminotransferase 2-like
Exons: 14
Coding region: 65-1486 (473 amino acids)
Biological process (GO): biosynthetic process; photorespiration
Molecular function (GO): pyridoxal phosphate binding; L-alanine:2-oxoglutarate transaminase activity; L-alanine:glyoxylate transaminase activity
Source: RefSeq, a predicted model, not a curated record
AAUUUCCCUUGUUAAAGAGCUAGAAUUAUUGAGGUUAAGGAGGUGCUAUUUUUAGUUGUUUAUAAUGUCGUCUAAGCCGUUGGACUAUGAGAAUUUGAAUGAGAAUGUGAAGAAGUGUCAAUAUGCUGUACGAGGUGAGCUCUAUCUUCGAGCUUCUCAGCUUCAGAAGGAAGGAAAGAAGAUUAUAUUCACAAAUGUAGGUAAUCCUCAUGCCCUCGGACAGAAGCCGCUGACGUUUCCGCGCCUGGUCAUUGCUCUCUGCCAAGCUCCAUUUUUACUGGAUGAUCCUAAUGUUGGACAAUUAUUCCCUGCUGAUGCAAUCGCAAAAGCUAAACAUUAUCUUUCGUUGAAUUCUGGAGGUCUAGGUGCUUAUAGCGACUCCCGUGGCAUUCCCGGUGUAAGGAAAGAAAUUGCAGAUUUCAUUGAGAGACGUGAUGGAUAUCCAAGUGAUCCGGAACACAUAUUUCUCACGGACGGUGCCAGCAAAGGAAUAAUGCAGAUAUUACAUACUAUCAUUCGGGGGCCCAAUGACGGGGUGUUGGUUCCUGUUCCGCAGUAUCCGCUUUACUCUGCUACAAUAUCAUUGUAUGGGGGUUCCCUUGUUCCGUACUAUCUUGAAGAGACUGCAGACUGGGGUCUUGAUAUCAAUGACCUUCGGCAAUCUAUUGAACAGGCCCGACAGAAUGGAAUAACUGUACGAGCAAUGGUGAUUAUAAACCCCGGAAAUCCUACCGGACAGUGUCUUAGUGAACAAAAUCUAAGACAAAUAAUACAAUUCUGUUAUGAAGAAAAUUUGGUAUUACUUGGAGACGAAGUUUAUCAACAAAAUAUUUACCAAGAUGAGCAUCCCUUCAUAAGUGCACGAAAGGUUUUAUUCGAUAUGGGUCCUCCCGUAAGCAAGGAACUUCAGCUAGUUUCAUUUCAUACGGUCUCCAAAGGUUAUUGGGGAGAAUGUGGACAACGUGGUGGAUACUUUGAGAUGACCAACAUUCCUCCCAAGUCGGUUGAAGAGAUAUACAAGGUUGCUUCGAUAUCGCUCAGUCCAAAUGUACCUGCACAAAUAUUUUUAGGAUUACUGGCGAACCCACCUAAGCCUGGAGAUAUCUCGUACGAGCAAUUUGCCAGAGAAAGCAAAGGCAUCCUUGAGUCGCUAAGACGGAGGGCGCAUAUAAUGACUGACGGGUUCAACAACUGCAAAAAUGUUGUUUGUAAUUUCACAGAAGGUGCUAUGUAUUCCUUCCCGCAAAUUCAAUUGCCUCCUGGAGCGAUAGACACUGCUAAGAAGCUCGAGAAAGCUCCUGAUGUUUUCUAUUGUCUCAAAUUGUUGGAAGCAACAGGCAUCUCUACUGUCCCGGGUUCGGGUUUUGGCCAAAAAGAAGGGGUGUUCCACCUAAGGACAACUAUUUUGCCAGCUGAAGAGGAGAUGCCUUCGAUAAUGGCGAGUUUCAAAAAGUUCAACGAUGAAUUCAUGGCGCAAUAUGAAUAGCGCGACCAUGAAUUCAUUGAGCAAUAUGAAUAGCGCACGGUGGCGCGCUAUUCGAUAAUGUAGAAGAAAGAAAUUAUGAUUUCAAUCUUUGUUUUCUAUUGUCACUUAUCUUUUUGUUGAUGAAUUCUCUCUCAAAAUUGAACAAUAACUAGUGUUUUGUCAAGUAUUUAAAUGUGUCUUUUCUUCUUA